CCGCGAAGGAGAGAAAGCUCAGAGAGAGCUUUGUUCGAAUCGAACCCGCUGCCCUCGCCGUCCCUUACUUGCUCUGUCCUCUCCAGCUACGUAAUCAAUACUAGAAUUUAUCAGAUGCGCACCGUCAACUCGAUCCCAUCGUCUGUACCGACGUGAUACCGCUCCGCCCGACUGCAGCAACCAAUAUGGACUCGGCCACCACCACGAGUCUCGAAGCGCCCGCCAGCGCCACCUCCGCCUCCACCUCGCUUCGGCGAGCAGAAAAUGCGAAAGAGACCCCGGAUACCCGCGAAGCCGGCGAGAAGAAGGCCUCUGCCGUCAGAAAAUACCGACACCUCACCGCCGUUCACUCCGAGUCGAGGCCUUCCACGUUGAGCCACGAUGCAAGGGCGCCCCCGAGCUUUCUGGGCUUCCGAAACCUGAUGGUUAUCGUGCUAGUGGUGGGUAACCUGCGAUUGGUCAUAGAGAAUAUGCAAAAGUAUGGCAAUCUGAUAUGUCUGACGUGCCACGACUUUCGACGGCAAGACCUAAUCCUCGGUUUCCUGCUCUACAUACUCGUGCCCUGUCAUCUCUUCAUCGCCUACUCGUUCGAAUGGUAUGCUGCGAAGCAAGCCCGGAUAUCCCGGGCUCAGUCCGUUAGCAAGGGGGUUUCGUCGACACCGACGGAAGACCAACAAGCAAGGUUCGAGUCGAAGUGGAAGAGUAUUCGGACGGCGCAUCUCUUCAAUGCGACCCUCGCCCUCGCCGUCAAUAGCUGGGUCGUCUACUUCCAUAUCCACCACCCGCUGAUCGGCACCAUCACCGAGCUUCACGUCAUCAUCGUCUACAUGAAGGUCAUCUCGUACGCUUUCGCAAACAGGGAUCUAAGACACGCGUAUCUCCACUCGGUUAAGGGCGAGGCGUCCGUCCUACCCGACCUGUACGCGCAGUGUCCGUAUCCUCAGAACAUCACGAUGGGGAACCUGGUCUACUUCUGGUGGGCCCCGACCCUCGUUUAUCAGCCCGUCUACCCACGCUCGGGGAAGAUCCGAUGGAUCUUCGUCCUAAAGCGGCUCGGCGAGGUUGUCUGCUUAAGCGUCUUUAUAUGGUUUUGCAGUGCUCAGUAUGCCGCUCCCGUACUGUGGAACUCGCUCGACAAGAUCGACCACCUGGAUUUCGUUUCCAUUGUCGAACGGCUCCUGAAGCUGUCGACCAUCUCUCUCGUCAUCUGGCUAGCCGGCUUCUUCGCCCUCUUCCAGUCGGCGCUCAACGCACUAGCCGAGAUCAUGCGCUUCGGCGACCGCGCCUUCUACGACGACUGGUGGAAUUCGGCCGGUUUGGGCGACUACUGGCGCUUGUGGAACAAGCCUGUCUACCAGUUCAUGAAGAGGCACAUCUUCUCGCCGCUAAUCAGCAGGGGCUGGGACAUGACCUCCGCCAGCGUUGCCGUGUUCUUCGUUUCAGCCGUGCUACACGAACUGCUCGUUGGCAUACCGACGAAGAACGUUAUUGGCGUCGCGUUUAUGGGCAUGAUCAUCCAGAUCCCGCUGAUCUGGAUCACGCGAGUCUUCGAGAGGAUGAAGGGCCCUAACGGCCAGCUCAUCGGCAACUGCAUCUUCUGGGUCUCGUUCACGAUCCUCGGCCAGCCCUUCGCCGCCCUCGUCUACUUCUACGCCUGGCAGGCUAAGUACGGCUCCGUGGCGAAGAAGAUGGCGUCGAACCAGACGGUCGCGCUACCCUAAUCCCGGAUAGGAUGGGGCAAAAAGGUCGUGGCCUGUUUCGAUAAUGAGAAGGCGGCUUCACUCUGCUCACGGGGCGCAACGGGAAAUAACACAUGAACCAAAAGGGAAACCCCCCAGGAGGGAUCGCAUGGAGGUAAGGACAUAUAUAAUAGUUAACAGACGGCGCUAUGUCGGGGGGGUGGUCGGACGUUUUUGAAUAUUAUUUUUUCAUGUCUCGCUACCGCAUUCAACGCGUAAUAUUCUCGUGUGUACCGACGCCACUAUAUAGGUAUGUGAUUCAAGUCGGAUAGCUUCGCGGGACGGACGCCCUUGGGUGCGAUACGGUAGAGUGUGCUGGCUAUAGGAAGGCAGGCAGGCGGGGGAGGUCCACGUUGUGUCUAGUGGCAGGUGUCUCGACCGAUCAUGUCGGUUACACACCGCGCCGAACCGGCUCUUCUACAUACAGAUAGUAGGAUAUGUUUACUCCCGUGAAGACAUUAACUACCCGCUUACAGACUGACUGACUGACUGGACGUUU
Molecule: messenger RNA, 2238 nt
Organism: Durotheca rogersii
Lineage: Eukaryota; Fungi; Ascomycota; Sordariomycetes; Xylariales; Xylariaceae
Product: MBOAT, membrane-bound O-acyltransferase family-domain-containing protein
Exons: 4
Coding region: 186-1721 (511 amino acids)
Biological process (GO): triglyceride biosynthetic process
Cellular component (GO): endoplasmic reticulum membrane
Molecular function (GO): diacylglycerol O-acyltransferase activity
Source: RefSeq, a predicted model, not a curated record